AUGGAUGACUUCUUACCUGCAGGUGCAGCAACCACAUUGGAGGUGGUGCUUUGUCACAAAGGAUUUGAUCGUUUACUCGCUACUCAUUUCUGCACAGAGAUAGUUCGACCACAACUCGAAUAUGGUCUAGCUAUUAGUCUACCCAGUGCAAAGAAUAUCCAACAACUGGAAUCUUGUCAAAACACAUGCAUAAGACGGAUAUUUGGUGGCUCUAGUCAAUCAUCAGUAAAGGUGAUGCUUCAUAUGGUAAACCAACCAUCAAUGAAGGUUAGGGUGUCCAUCCUGCAGACCCAAUUCGUUUUCCGUGCUAUUGAUUUACCGGAUGAUACCUUGCUCGCUAAAUUACUUCCUGAGCUUCAAGCCUCCACCUUCAACACUCAAUGGUAUAAACUCAUUCAAACAUCAUGCUGGAGACUCUGUGCUGCCAACUCCAUUCCGUUAGACCAACGCUCCUUUCGUAAACAUCGUCAAGAAUUUCUUGAAGAGAGUUUUCAUCAGCUACGUGACGGGACACGUUCUGUUUUGCUUUCCGCUUGCCGCCCUAAUCUGAUUAUUGAUCCGAUACUCUGGUUACUCAUGACACACAGUGAGCGUAGUCGAACUAUUCGCUGGCGUCUUGGUUGGCUGCCCGGAGGAAUACCUAAAGCCUGCCCAUAUCAUCCUCAUGUACACUUUAGUCGGCCACACGUCACUGAAUGCUUGCACAUCCACUUCUUGAUCCAGGCAGGAAAUGACUCAACUAGUUGUCUCUUUAAACUUGUUAGCAGUAUUCCCCCCCUUUCUUUCUCACCUUCUCUUCUUCUUCUUUUCCUUUAUCUUUUUACCUCUUGUCCCAGAUCUCACAAAUACAUUCUGCGCCUCAAUUUAUACCAAGAGAUUGCUAAUAACUGUUAUAUCCAGGAAUAAUAGAAAUAAAGAGCUGUUAUAGAAUCGUUCUUACCCACGAAAAAGAAAUAUUUAAAUUCAUUGAGCCACUACUGUAUUUAAUCCCAGAUUAAAAAGUGCCUGAGCAAAUAACAUUAAAAGAAGAUAUUUCAUGAACUAUAAAUUUAAAGAAUUUGUAUACUUCAUUAACAAUACUAAAUAUUAUUAUUCGAUCGUAACCAAUACAUUCUUAAUUUCUCUCUAAAUUUUGGGGCA
Molecule: messenger RNA, 1140 nt
Organism: Cokeromyces recurvatus
Lineage: Eukaryota; Fungi; Mucoromycota; Mucoromycetes; Mucorales; Mucoraceae
Exons: 4
Coding region: 1-906 (301 amino acids)
Source: RefSeq, a predicted model, not a curated record